AUGGCCAACGGCCUGGCCCCGUCCCUGGCCCCGUCCCUGGCCCUCACUCUAACGUCGGCGGCUUCAUCGUCAUCUUCGACUGGCCUGAACUCUGUCGCUCCCUCCGCUUCUGCUGCUCUUUCACUCCCUGCGGCAGCUGUCAAGCUCACUACUGCAACUGUUGCUACCGCUCUAUCCGCCGUGUCCACCCACCCCCCGCCCUUUCUUCCUCCAACUCCCUCGACAAUGGCGGGGUGGAUCACUUGGGUGUUCACCUUCAUCUUCCAGGUGAUUCCCCGUGGAUUAUACUGGACUAUCGCCUUCACCACCAUUACAUUGCCUACAUGGCUCUUUACGCUCUUUUCCAUGAGCUUGACGUUCACCAUGAACUUCACCACCCUCAUGUUGAUCCUCCUCGCCCUGGUCUCGACUGUCAGCUGGUUCAUCCGCUACCGGUUCUUGAACAUGUAUAGCCGUCUACCUCCGGAGCCCCAACGCAAAGAAGCGCAAAUCGACCUGUUCCCGGAUGUCCAAGAAGGCGACUCGAAACCUGGGCUGGCCAAUUACCUGGAUGAGUUCCUCAGCGCAAUCAAAGUCUUUGGAUACUUGGAACGGCCGGUCUUUCACGAAUUGACUCGGACCAUGCAGACAAGGAAGCUGAUUGCGGGGGAGACACUCAUGCUCGAGGAAGAAAAGGGCUUUUGUUUGGUGGUCGAUGGGCUGGUACAGAUCUUCGUCAAGUCCACUCGUCAAGGCAACAAGAUGGGUUCCUCCGAGGACCUACAUUUGGAUGAUGACGCUACAUCUGACGAGGAGGAUAACCAUAUGCAUGGCCGACAGGGAUACCAAUUGCUGACGGAGGUGAAGAAUGGUGCUUCCAUGUCGUCACUCUUCUCUAUCUUGUCUCUCUUUACGGAGGACAUCCAGCUCCGGAACUCGCGAAGCUCUAGCUCGAGUAACUCUAGUGCGGGACCCGACCCGGCCAAUUUCCGUGCUGAAUCCGUUCCUGUCAGUCCGAGUGUCGGGGUAAUCGGGAGCCCUCACUCGACAAUUCGGGAUUACGAACCCCAUUCGAAUCUCAAUGGCCAUGCAGAUGGACUGCCGGCAGUUCCUCCACUCCAUCUAGGAGAAAGUCAUAGUGUGCCCACCCACACCACUCAACCCAACCUCAACCGACAGAACAAGAAGCGUCGCAAGUCCGUGCACCCUGAUAUCGUCGCUCGAGCUACUGUAGAUACUACCAUUGCUAUCAUCCCUGCUAGCGCGUUCCGCCGAUUGACUCGGGUCUACCCAAGAGCCACAGCGCAUAUCGUCCAGGUUAUUCUGACACGUCUUCAACGUGUGACAUUUGCGACUGCCCACUCUUACCUGGGCUUGACAACGGACGUACUAGGAAUUGAGCGACAAGUCUCCAAGUUUACCACGUGGGAUCUGCCUAAUGAUCUACGAGGCAGUGCAUUGGAUCGUCUCAAGGACAAGUUCAUGCGGGAGAGAGACCGCCUGGGACCGGAGGAAGUUUGCAAAGGAAUUGCUCUGCAUAACCCUUCCGUCGGACGGAGACGGCGCUCGAGCAGCUCCCUUAGGAAGGAAGCUGUUCUGCAGGCCCGUAUGAUGGGUACAAGCCGUCCCGCCCCUCUCACUCCGCACCGACAGCCAACUACAUUUAUGGACCGGGAUAUGAUGGGAGUCAGCCCCGGUGACUUGCUUUCCACUAUUCAGCUGUCUCGAUUUGGCCCGCGCGGCGACCACAUUAGCCCUCAGAUUCAAAGUCCCCUUACCGAGAGGGAGCGACCUCUUUUCCAAGCUGCAGGGAAGGACCUCCGCCCAUCUCCAUUCCAGCGUACAGAUUCGAUCGACGAAGACACUCUUUUCCGCGAGUCCAUCUUGGAUUGUAUGAUGAAGGCAAUUGGUCUGACUGAAAGUACGAGCGAUGCCUUGCGCAAAAGUAGCCACUCCGGCGAUGCUUCGCCUCGGCUGCUUUCAUAUGACUCGCGUCGACAAAAGGCAGUCUUUUCUAAUGCGUUUGGUUUUAUUGAUCCGUACGAGGGGUCCGGUGACGGUGAAACUGAAUCUAUGAUGUCCAUGUCGGUGACCAGUGCUGGAGGAACCUCGCCGGUCGUCAAUCUACGCGAGGAUCUGCGCCACGACAUUGAGGUUGUCUACUUCCCUCAAGGCUCGGUUCUUGUGGAGCAGGGUGAACGACAUCCCGGUCUCUACUAUGUCAUUGACGGGUUUUUGGAUGUCGGCAUCCCAGUCAACGAGCGCGGCGAUGACCUUGUCGGCAGCUCACGUCCAUCCGAUGGGCCGCUCUCGCAAGCCCAGGAGGAACUGUUCCCAAGCCUGAACCGUACCACUACGGGCUCCUCGCGGGCGUCGACUUCCAAUGCCUCCGGUGACUCACGGCGUAAGACUCACUCGCGCAAAUCGCUUUACCUGAUCAAGCCGGGUGGCAUCCAGGGAUACGUUGGUGCUCUCGCCUCCUACCGGUCCUACACUGAUGUCGUUGCCAAGACUGAUGUCUAUGUUGGAUUCCUCCCGCGAGCAUCGCUUGAGCGAAUUGCCGAUAGGUACCCGAUUGCCUUGCUCACGCUGGCGAAGCGGUUGACUAGUCUUCUGCCCCGUCUGCUGCUACACAUUGAUUUUGCCCUUGAAUGGGUGCAGGUCAAUGCGGGCCAGGUGAUUUACCAUCAAGGAGACGAAAGUGAUGCCAUCUAUCUCGUGUUGAACGGCCGACUGCGAUCUGUCUUGGAAGGCUCCAAGGGUAAGAUAACAGUGAUCGGCGAGUACGGUCAGGGUGAGAGUGUGGGUGAACUUGAAGUCAUGACCGAGUCCACCCGCCCUGCUACUCUUCAUGCAAUUCGAGACACCGAAUUGGCCAACUUGGCACAAGAACACCCGGGAAUUACUAUCCAAGUCUCUAAGCUGAUUGCUCAACGCAUGCGUGAUCUGGUCGAGCACCCGCUUUCCGAGAAAGGUAUCGAGCAGGGUCAUAGUGGUGUGCAGACUGCGACAUCAACUGUCAAUCUCCGCACAGUAGCCAUUCUCCCGGUUACUGCGGGUGUUCCCGUGGUUGAAUUUGGACACCGGCUACUCAAUGCACUUCACCAGAUUGGUGUCACUAGAGGGGUGACCUCGCUCAACCAGGCGGCCAUUCUGAAUCACUUGGGACGGCACGCUUUCAGCAAGAUGGGUAAGCUGAAGCUUUCUCAGUACCUUGCUGAUCUCGAGGAGAAGUACGGACUGGUGUUGUACAUUGCGGAUACCAAUGUCAACUCUCCCUGGACACAGACUUGUAUUGCGCAGGCAGACUCAAUUCUGUUGGUCGGUCUCGCUGAGUCGUCGCCUCGAAUCGGCGAAUAUGAGCGGUUCCUGUUGGGCAUGAAGACAACCGCCCGAAAAGAGCUCGUUCUUUUGCAUGCGGAGCGAUACUGCUCACCUGGACUAACCCGUCGCUGGCUCAAGAAUCGCGUGUGGAUCAACGGAGGCCACCACCACAUUCAGAUGGCGUUCCGUCUCACGACAGAGCCCUCACACCCGCAGACCAAGAAGUUCGGCACUGUGCUCAAGCAACGCGUGCAGAUUCUACAGGCUGAGAUCCAAAAGUAUACUUCUCGACGAAUCCAACAGACCCCGCUCUACUCGCCGCAAACCCCUUUCAAGGGUGAUUUCCAUCGUUUAGCUCGGCGACUGUGCGGCAAAUCUGUCGGUCUUGUCCUGGGUGGUGGUGGUGCUCGAGGAAUUGCUCAAGUCGGCGUAAUCAAGGCUCUUGAAGAGGCUGGCAUUCCCAUUGAUAUCAUUGGCGGUACUUCCAUCGGCUCCUUCAUUGGCGCGUUGUACGCACGAGAUGCAGAUGUGGUCCCCAUGUAUGGCCGCGCAAAGAAAUUCUCCGGUCGGAUGGGAAGUAUGUGGCGGUUCGCCCUGGACUUGACCUAUCCAACCGUCUCGUAUACCACGGGUCACGAAUUCAACCGCGGUAUCUUCAAGACCUUUGGCGACAGCCAAAUUGAAGAUUUCUGGCUCGAGUUCUACUGUAACACGACGAACAUCAGCCGCUCCCGCGCCGAGUACCACUCGUCCGGAUACGUCUGGCGGUACGUCCGCGCCUCGAUGUCCCUCGCCGGUCUGAUCCCUCCAAUCUGUGACGAAGGCAGCAUGCUCCUUGACGGCGGAUACAUCGACAACCUAACAGUCGCGCACAUGAAAAGCCUCGGCGCAGACGUAAUCUUCGCCGUCGACGUAGGUUCCAUUGACGACAACACACCACAAGGCUACGGCGACUCCCUAUCCGGUUUCUGGUCCAUGCUCAACAGAUGGAACCCCUUCUCCGGCAUCCCGAAUCCACCCACCCUCUCCGAAAUCCAAGCCCGUCUCGCCUACGUUUCGUCAAUCGAUAACCUCGAACGGGCGAAGAGCACAGCUGGCUGUUUGUACAUGCGUCCACCAAUUGACCCCUACGGAACACUUGAUUUUGGUAAAUUCGAUGAAAUUUAUCAAGUCGGGUAUGCGUAUGGCAAGGAGUUCCUAGAUCGCUUGAAGAAUGAGGGAUCGCUUCCGAUUCCGGAGGAGACGGAGGAGAAGAGAAAGUUGCAGCGGACUAUGGCGCCCCGUCGUGCUAGUAUUUAG
Molecule: messenger RNA, 4602 nt
Organism: Penicillium cataractarum
Lineage: Eukaryota; Fungi; Ascomycota; Eurotiomycetes; Eurotiales; Aspergillaceae
Gene: nte1
Product: lysophospholipase
Exons: 3
Coding region: 1-4602 (1533 amino acids)
Biological process (GO): lipid metabolic process
Cellular component (GO): endoplasmic reticulum
Molecular function (GO): phosphatidylcholine lysophospholipase A1 activity
Source: RefSeq, a predicted model, not a curated record